UCCCCCUCGCUCGUCUUCGCUAGUACGGCCGCUCUGCCGUUUGUCGUCGUGCUUCUCUCUCCUCCAAAAAAAAAGACUGACAAGUAAAAUCUUGACUUCUCGUCAUCAUCCCUUGAUCCUCUUCAUCCUCUUCUAUCCUCACCGUCAAACUCGAACUGUUCGCGACAAGAGUUUCACUCGCUCUGCGCUACCGAUAAUACUGUAACUCGCAAAACCCACAGUUGGCACGUCAGCCCCGCCCAUUCAAACCCCGCACCAGGGUCCGGGAGCGUCCGCCAUCACGAAAGACAUCGAAAAUCAAUCAACAAUCUGGCCCCCUACAUCAAACCGUCGUCGAUUGAACAUUUGAACCUAUUCUUUAUUCGGCUGGGAACUCGCUCGGGAUUACAGCACAAAGGCACACAGAAAUCAAGUCAAAUCAUAUCACAACCCUACCAUUAUUACUACGGACUUAAUCUAAAGCUUCUAUUAUACCCGCUGUAACGUUGGCGAGCUCGAAAGCGUUGGCGCCCAACCGACGAAUUGCCAGCAAAGCACGAUCCGAGGGGCAGCUCUAUUGUUAACAACACUCCGGCGAAACUACCAACAAAGAAGCGCACAAGGCGAUAAUAGUAUUUGGUUCGCCGCUGAAGCUGGGCCACCCUCUGUCGUAAGCUUCGUUGCAACUUCAGCAACUCGAACCACGGUAUAUACCAAGUAAUCGACUUUAAUCUGUCAAGAUGGCGACCCGCGCACCCAAUCCCACGGGAUCGAGAAAGAUUUCGUUCAAUGUCAGCGAGCAGUACGAUAUCCAGGAUGUUGUUGGAGAGGGCGCAUACGGUGUUGUCUGCUCGGCGCUUCACAAGCCAUCCGGACAAAAGGUUGCGAUCAAGAAGAUUACCCCAUUCGACCACUCCAUGUUCUGUCUGCGAACCCUCCGCGAGAUGAAGCUCUUACGAUACUUCAACCACGAGAACAUCAUCUCCAUAUUAGACAUCCAGAAGCCGCGAAGCUACGAGACCUUCACCGAAGUCUACCUGAUCCAGGAGCUCAUGGAGACGGACAUGCACCGCGUGAUCCGCACCCAAGACCUCUCCGACGACCACUGCCAGUACUUCAUCUACCAGACCCUGCGCGCCCUGAAAGCCAUGCACUCCGCCAACGUCCUCCACCGCGAUCUCAAGCCCUCCAACCUCCUCCUCAACGCGAACUGCGACUUGAAGGUCUGUGAUUUCGGCCUGGCUCGCUCGGCGGCCUCGCAAGAAGAUAACUCGGGAUUCAUGACGGAAUAUGUGGCUACGCGCUGGUACCGGGCGCCGGAGAUCAUGUUGACGUUUAAGGAGUACACCAAGGCUAUUGAUGUCUGGAGUGUGGGUUGCAUUCUCGCUGAGAUGCUGAGCGGGAAGCCUCUAUUCCCAGGAAAGGAUUACCACCACCAACUGACCCUCAUCCUUGACGUCCUCGGCACCCCAACCAUGGAGGACUACUACGGAAUCAAGUCCCGCCGCGCGCGCGAGUACAUCCGCUCCCUCCCCUUCAAGAAAAAGGUCCCCUUCAAGUCCAUGUUCCCCAAGACCUCCGACCUAGCCCUCGACCUCCUCGAGAAGCUCCUCGCCUUCAACCCCGUCAAGCGCAUCACCGUGGAAGAAGCCCUCAAGCACCCCUACCUCGAGCCCUACCACGACCCCGAGGACGAGCCGACCGCCGCGCCUAUCCCGGAGGAGUUCUUCGACUUUGAUAAGAACAAGGAUAACCUGAGCAAGGAGCAGCUGAAGCAGUUGAUCUUCAACGAGAUCAUGCGGUAGUUUAUGCACGGACUGGAUGGAUGGCUGGGCUGGGCUGGGCUGGGCUGGCGCCAUGGGAAAUCGGGAUGGAUGGAUGGAGAACAAAGGGCGAUGAAAGCUCGGGUUGGAAUAUUGAUAUUGCUGGACGGCCGCUACGCUCCCCCCUACUUCUCAUUUUUUUGGUAUUCUUGCGGGGGAUGGAGAUUGUGGUUGGGUUGUGAUUAACGAGCGCCGCCGAGGGGGUUCAUUUAGCAUAGAUCUCUUUUUAUUUUAUCCUCAACGGAGUCCCCACCCAAUCGGACGUUUUAUUUUUCGAAUCUAUGGAAAUGGGAAGAAAGGAGAGACCACCAGCCACUUGGGGGGCAGAAAAAGAUUGAACUGAUGUUUUGCUGCGUCCUGCGCAAGUUACACAGUAUAGCAGGGCAGAUGGGAGCGUUGGUUGGUUGGUAACGAAAACGAACAUAUGCGAGAAAUGGCAGCCUGUAGUAUCUCUUUCCCCCAAUGAAUGACACAUAUCAUCU
Messenger RNA from Pseudogymnoascus verrucosus, 2284 nucleotides. Its product is annotated as MAP kinase Pmk1. The coding region runs from base 720 to 1784 and encodes 354 amino acids. The transcript is spliced from 4 exons. NCBI's taxonomy places the organism in Eukaryota, Fungi, Ascomycota, Leotiomycetes, Thelebolales, Thelebolaceae. Gene Ontology annotation, cellular component: nucleus; cytoplasm. Gene Ontology annotation, biological process: intracellular signal transduction; protein phosphorylation. Gene Ontology annotation, molecular function: MAP kinase activity; ATP binding. The record is from RefSeq and is a predicted model, not a curated record.